UGUUUGAAUGUAAACAUUUGAGUAAAUAUACUGUCUACUUUGCAUCAUAGAAUCAUAUAUGAUAACUUUAGUUUAAUGUUAGUUUAUUUAGACCAAAACCAGGUUCCUCCUUCAAGUCCUGGAUGGUUCUGCAGUCAUGGCCGAGUCAGUGCUGGAGUGGUACUUUGAUAAAUUCAUUGCAAAUGACUCUUCAAAGACGGAGGAAGUGAAGGCAGAUCCAGCUGAAGAGCUGUUCCUCAGCUUACUGCCCGAUGAGCUCCUAACACUGGAGGAGGACACAGAGAGCAGCACCGGUCCGGACAUCCACUCCCAGAAUUCCAUAGCAGUGGUCGAGCUCCCGAUCCCGACCCCGGUGUUGCCUGUGAUACAGGAGCCAGAAACCAUCCCACAGAUACAGAACGUGAUCUCUACAGUGAAGCUGGGCUGCUGUCUGGACCUGCAGUCAAUUGCUUGCAAAGUGUGGAAUGUAGAGUACAAACCAAAGGUUCCUGUUGUGUUUCAGGCUUACAAGUCGCUCGUCAUGAGGAUCCGUGAGCCGCGAAGCACAGCCAUAAUCUACAAAUCUGGAAGUGUUGUGUGUACAGGAGCCAAGAGUGUGGAGGAUUCUCGGCGCGCGGCCAGAAGGUUUGCCCGCAUAGUGCAGAAGCUGGGCUUGCCUGUCUGCUUUCUGAAGUUUAAGAUCCAGAACAUGGUGGCCAGUUGCAAAACCUUUCCAAUAAGUUUGGAGCUACUGUCAUGCCAUCAGCGCUGCAGUUAUGAACCAGAGCUGUUUUCUGGCCUCCACUACAAAGUGACCCCUGGCAUCACUGCGACCAUCUUUUCAUCUGGGAAGAUUAUUUUGCUUGGAGCUAAAAAGGAAGCUGAGGUGUAUGAAGCAUUUGAUGCCAUGUAUCCGGUCCUGAGAUGCUGCAGAAGACUCACCAAACCCUGAAAGCAUCUCCUGUUCAUCUUCAAACUAUGUUAGAAAAUAAACUGUUUGUUUGAGUCACUGA
Messenger RNA from Larimichthys crocea (large yellow croaker), 992 nucleotides. RefSeq names its product TATA-box-binding protein. The transcript is spliced from 8 exons. The record is from RefSeq and is a predicted model, not a curated record. Gene Ontology annotation, biological process: DNA-templated transcription initiation. Gene Ontology annotation, molecular function: DNA binding. Bases 137 to 931 code for a protein of 264 amino acids. Lineage: Eukaryota; Metazoa; Chordata; Actinopteri; Sciaenidae.